GCAGAGCAAUACUCUCAGUCGCUCUUCUUACACGGGACUGACCAGCUGCCCCUGAAAGAAGAACAGCAAUGGGUUGGCAGGAGCAAGGAUGGCUCUUAUGCGCGAGUUUUCUCGGCUUUGUGGCAUCGGUUCAGAGCAUAACGCGCGACGAACUUUUUCCUUUCGGUCCACACGCAAGAGACCAGUUACUGGAACCAGGGAAUGACCAAACGCACCGACUUGAUCUGGACCAAUCAGUGCUUUUUUAUGACGGCACUUUGGACAGCAUCUUUAUCAACACCAAUGGUUUUGUGGCCACAACAGAGCCGUCGAGCGAGUCGACGUAUCUUGGCAGCAUGCCCCCAGAGUUUGGCAUGAUCGCAGCUCUGGCAGGAGACCUGGACACGAGUGAUGGUGUGGGUAAAGUCUUCUUCCGUCAAGACUCCAGUCCCGGGAUUCUGCAACAGGCAGCUUAUCACAUCAACACAGCCUUCCCUGAUGACGAUGAAGUCGUUCCCACCCAUGCUGUGGUGAUCACCUGGGUUGAUGUCGCCAACCACGAACCUCAAAGCAGCAGCAACAAGAAGAGAAACACCUUCCAGCUGGUCAUUGCUUCCUUUGGGACCGCCUCGUAUGCUAUUGUCCUCUAUCCAAGAGACGGGAUACAGUUUUCCUCCACACCAGCUGAAGAUGGUAAUACAGUCUUGCACGCUGGCUUCAGUAAAGGUGACGUCCAGGGUUUCCUGUAUACCAGUCAGGGACCAUAUCAUCGCACCACCAAUGAUGAUGAGGAAUCCGUGAGGGCUUUAGCAGAGAAAACCAACUCUGGCACGCGAGGUGUGUGGGUGUACGAGAUUGGAACCUCUCCCUACUUUACCAAUGUGGCUGAAGGUGAGGUCACGGAGCUUCCCACCGAGGCCACACCACAGGAGCGCUACGAGGAGCCCGCUGAUGAAAGGAGGCCUGAGUAUUCUGGCCAACAAGUGGAGUACCCUCCUUAUGUGCCAGAUGGGGAACAGAUUGAAGUCCAUUCGGUUCAGUACCAGCCGCUUCAGCCCCAGAACCCAGAAGUGGUGGUGGUUGACGACACAGAUAUCGAUGUAGAUGUGUUUUCAUACAACCUCGGCUCGUGUGCAAACAAUAGAAAUAAGUGCUCCCAGUUUGCUGACUGCAAGGACUACCCCGGUGGAUACUGCUGCCAUUGCAGGCCUGGCUUCUAUGGAAAUGGGAAACAGUGUGUGGCAGAAGGGAAGCCACAGAGGACAAAUGGUAAGAUCCACGGGAGAGUGUUUGUGGGAAACUCUCGUACUCCAGUGGAGUUCAGCAGCAAUGACCUCCACUCGUACGUUGUGGUAAAUGAUGGCCGAUCCUACGUCGCCAUCAGUGACAUCCCUGAUUCUGUCGGGCCCUCGCUGCAGCCCCUGGCGGCUAUCGGCGGUGUCAUCGGGUGGUUGUUCGCUCUGGAGCAGCCCGGCUUCAAGAACGGCUUCAGCAUUAUUGGGGGGGAGCUCACACGGCAGGCUGAGGUGACCUUUCUGCCUGGGAAUGAGAAACUGACCAUCAAGCAAGACCUCAAAGGCAUUGACGAGCAUGACCACCUCGCGUUAAGCACCACCCUGGAAGGCCAGGUCCCUGAGGUGCCCCCUGGCUCCACCGUCAAGAUCAGUCCUUACUCUGAGAUCUACCAAUACAGCAACAACUUGAUCACCUCAUCCUCUACUCGGGAAUACUCGGUGACCUUGCCUGACGGAUCCACUGAAACUAGGAAGUAUCAGUGGCGUCAGACCAUCUCCUUCCAGAGCUGCCAGCAUGGCGAUGCUUUGAGGGACAUGAAGUCUACCGAGAUGCUGAGCGUGGACCAAGUUAUGGUCUUGUAUGAAGCCAGACAUCAACUCAUCCGCUUCGCCAUGACCAACAAGGUCGGAGACAUAAACGGAGGACAGCCAGAGGAGAACCCAUGUUACACCGGAAGACACGGCUGUGACACCAACGCUGUUUGCAGACCGGGACAAGGAAAGGAGUUCACCUGCCAGUGCGCUACUGGUUUCAAUGGUGAUGGUCGCUCAUGUUACGACAUCGAUGAGUGCAGAGAGAAUCCUCAACUCUGCGGCCCCCACGCUAUCUGCAACAAUCAGCCCGGGACUUUCCGCUGCGAAUGUGAAGAUGGGUACCAAUUCGGCAGUGAUGGGCAGACGUGUGUUGCGGUUAACCGCCCCGUGGACCCGUGUGAGGAAGGCACCCAUGACUGUGACAUCCCUGAGCGCGCUCAGUGCAGCUACACCGGAGGCUCGUCCUACAUCUGCUCCUGCCUAUCGGGGUACCUAGGGGAUGGUAGAGUCUGCCAAGACGUGGACGAGUGCCAGACAAGCAGGUGUCAUCAGGAUGCUGUGUGUAUUAACACCCAGGGAUCGUUUACCUGCCAGUGCAGGCCCGGUUACCAUGGCGACGGCAUCUACUGUUCUUCAGAGAGGCCAAAAACACUGUGUCAGACCCACAGGGAAAGGGUCCUGGGUGGUGUUCCACGGGGCCCCCGGCCUCCUAUUGGCCUAUACGUCCCUUCGUGCGAUGAGAAUGGGGAAUAUGAACCGAUGCAGUGCCAUGGCAGCACAGGGCAAUGCUGGUGUGUGGACCGAAAUGGACAGGAGCUCCCUGGGACUCGCUCUAGAGCUGGCUUAAGACCCAGUUGCAUUGACCACAAUACUGUGACGCCACCUGUUGGACCCCGACCUCGACCCGACGUGGACUCUCUGCCCCCUGGAACACAUCUGUUGUUUGCCCAGAGCGGCCGGAUAGAGCACGUCCCACUGGAGGGCAAUGAUAUGAAGAAGGACGAUGCCAAGGCUGUCCUCCAUCUCCCUGAGACUGUAAUUAUUGGCGUGGCCUAUGACUGCAAGGAGAAAGAGGUGUACUGGACAGAUAUCAGUUCUCCCUCGAUCAGCAAGGCCAGCAUCAAUGGAGGAGAACCCACUGCUGUCAUUAUAUCAAAUUUGGUCAGCCCAGAGGGUAUCACCAUCGACUACUUGGGGCGCAAGAUGAUCUGGACUGACUCUGGGAUGGAUCACAUCGAGGUGGCGUCUAUGGACGGGUCUCAACGACGUGUCAUCAUAAACUCUGACCUUGUCAACCCCCGUUCUAUUAUCACAGACUCUACGGGUAACCUCUACUGGGCUGACUGGAACCGCGAGGCCCCCAAGAUUGAGACAUCAUACAUGGAUGGAUCCAACAGACGGGUGCUGGUUAAAGAUGAUCUGGGCCUACCAAAUGCCCUGACUUAUGACUCCCUAAGCUCCAUGCUCUGUUGGGCAGACGCAGGCACACAUAAACUGGAGUGCAUGAAUCCUAGCCGGGGUGACCGCAGUAGGGUGUUGGAGGGGGUUCAGUAUCCAUUUGCAAUGACAUCAUUCGGGAAGAACAUCUACUACACAGACUGGAAAAGGGAUGCCAUCGUUGUAGUGGACCGCUACGCUAGCAGGGAGUCUGACGAGUUCCAGCCACAGAAACGGACCAAGCCAUAUGGGAUCGCCACAGCAUAUUCUCAGUGUCCUUCAGGAAACAACUACUGUGUUUCCGACAACGGAGGCUGCACUCACUUAUGUUUAGCAACACCGAAUGGCCGCUCCUGCAAGUGUCCCGACAACGCAGUGGGUUGUGUGGAGAGAGAAUAAGGAUACUGAAGAGACGGAGGCUCUGAGAGUUCGACACUGUUCGGAGGUUUGACCCCCAAAUUAGGAGCCACUCAGCGUUACUCAAUUCCAACUCCUGAAAAUGCCAUUGAAAACCAGAGGGGAACUUACCGUGCCUUUUAUUGCUCAGUGUUAAUCUUAUCUACAAUUUAUUUUUACAGGUCCCAUUUAUAAAAAUCACAAUCGCCUUUGAGAAUUGUAAAUACAAACACUAUUACUGUUUUUUGGUUUUUUUUCCUGAGUGCACAUAAACCAAGGGACACAUAAUCUAAUGUGAAAUCAAUCACAGCUAUGCAUGACUUCCUCAUGUGUUACACUGUGGCACGUAUAAAUUAUCUCAUGGAACUAUUAUUGUGAAAUUGGGUGGAAACGGUUUGUACACGCUGGUGGGACGAGUUUACAUGCUGGGCAGCAAAAAAAGAAUAAACUUUUUUUUCUAA
Messenger RNA from Mugil cephalus (flathead mullet), 4102 nucleotides. RefSeq names its product nidogen 1a (gene nid1a). Gene Ontology annotation, molecular function: calcium ion binding. The coding region runs from base 69 to 3644 and encodes 1191 amino acids. Gene Ontology annotation, biological process: cell-matrix adhesion. NCBI's taxonomy places the organism in Eukaryota, Metazoa, Chordata, Actinopteri, Mugiliformes, Mugilidae. The transcript has 20 exons. The record is from RefSeq and is a predicted model, not a curated record.